Molecule: messenger RNA, 696 nt
Organism: Pogoniulus pusillus (Red-fronted tinkerbird)
Lineage: Eukaryota; Metazoa; Chordata; Aves; Piciformes; Lybiidae
Gene: CCDC59
Product: coiled-coil domain containing 59
Exons: 4
Coding region: 60-677 (205 amino acids)
Cellular component (GO): nucleus
Source: RefSeq, a predicted model, not a curated record
GCCGAGGGGCGGCGGCGCGGGGCGGUGACGUCGCCCGGCGGCGUGACGCUGGCAGAGCCAUGGCGGCUUUUCGGAGCGGCCGGCGCCGGCCGGCGGCUGAGAGAGAUGCAGGCGCGGCGGCCCGCCGGCCUCUCCGAAAGCGGCACUGGAGACCUGCCCUGCUGCGCGACGUCGUGGGCAGCGUCCAGGAGGGACGAGGAUUUGCAUUUCGGAGAAAACAGAAAAUUGAAAGACAAUACAGAAAGUUUUUGAAGAAGGGAAGAAGGGCAGAUUCACAGCAAGGUGAUCAGUUUACUGAAACAUACCCAGACCACUUGAAACAUCUUUACCUAGCUGAGGAAGAAAUGCUUAAGAAACGGCGCAGGGCUCCAGAUGAUUCAGUUUUAUCAGAAGAAAAAAUGAACAAAGCCGUAGAGUCAGUGGUAACUGAAGGGAACUUCAAGAAGAAAACAGCCAAUCAGAAGGCAAAAGAAGAAUAUGAGAAAAUAAAGGCUGAACGUGCUAGAAAGAAAGAGGAAGCAGAAAAAAGAAGGCAACAAAGAGAAGAAGCUCAGCGGCUGUACAAGCAAAAGAAAAUGGAAGCUUAUAAAGUAUUGAGUAAGAAGACAAAAAGAGGACAGCCAAAUCUAAACUUACAAGUGGAGUUUCUGCUUCAGAAAAUACAACAAAAUACAUAAACCUCUGUAUACGUGUUAA